Scophthalmus maximus (turbot) is the source of this 2720-nucleotide messenger RNA. It is a transcript of the gene cacng6b, whose product is annotated as calcium channel, voltage-dependent, gamma subunit 6b. Gene Ontology annotation, cellular component: membrane; L-type voltage-gated calcium channel complex. The coding region runs from base 482 to 1279 and encodes 265 amino acids. NCBI's taxonomy places the organism in Eukaryota, Metazoa, Chordata, Actinopteri, Pleuronectiformes, Scophthalmidae. The transcript has 5 exons. The record is from RefSeq and is a predicted model, not a curated record. Gene Ontology annotation, biological process: regulation of calcium ion transmembrane transport via high voltage-gated calcium channel. Gene Ontology annotation, molecular function: calcium channel regulator activity.
CCCUCUCUCUCUCUUUCACUAACUCUCUCCCUCACCACUCUCCCCCUUUUAUUAAGUUUCAAGCGUCCCUUCCUCCUGAACCGAACAACACACACCAAACAGAGGACUGGACGGAAAACAGACACUGGGUCUCCUGGACCUGCCUUCCCGUCUUCUCAUUUUAUCAUUACCUUACUGCAUCUGCCCUCUGCUUAAUUGUAGCUCUAUUCACAUCUCUUCCUCUCAAAUUCCAGCAUUCUGGACAUUUAUUUUUACUCUUUUCAUUCUGACUACUUUUGCUCAAUUUACCCAUCAUCACAAGAUUGUUGAUAGCUGUAACUCUAUUUUUUCCACGACCAAAUCUAGAAUCUCUUCAACUUUAGCCUCUCCUCAGUUUCUGUCUUGACCUCUGUUAGAUCUUUUCAUCUAUUGUUUGCUGCCUCAUCUUAUCCUAAGUUUGUUUCCUUGUCGUCCUGGUCGGGCCUGGACAGUUGAGAUCAGUAUGUGGUCCAACUUCUUUGUGCAGCAGGAUGAGGACGGUCGCAUCGGGGUGGCAGGGGCUGGACAAGGUGUGGGACUGGGUGGAAUAAAGGGUGGAAGGGGACAGAGGCGGACCCACAAAAUGAGUGACAGCCAGGAGGGGAAGAUCAAGCUAGCCUUCUUUGUCGCCAUCAUUGGUGUGACCCUGACAGUUUUGGGCAUGGGGACAGAGUUUUGGGUGGUGCUGGCCCAACCAAAGAAUUUCAUCGGCAACCAGACCUGCCAGAUGGCCCACUACGGCCUGUGGAAGGGCUGCAUCCGCACCCUAUGGGUGGCUGACAUUGACCCAGAGAGGACGAGCUGUGGCCCUGCUGAACUACCUGGAGAAUCCAACUGCACCUACUUCAAAUUCUUCACCUCCGGGGAGAAUGCAGUCAUAUUCAAGAAGACGACUAACAAGAAUCUGAAUCUUGCAGCAGCUAUCUUGGCCCUUUUGAGUCUGACCAUGAUGGUCACGGGCUCCAUCUGUAUCGCCAUGUCCCUGAGCAAAGGAGUGCCCUUCUUUCUCAAGCCCGCCGCUUUUUGUUUCAUCCUGUCAGGUGUGCUGGUCCUUCUCUCGAUCCUGAUAUUCCACCAGUCCGUGCUGGCCUUGUUGUCCAGUAACCACGCCGUGCCCUUACACCAUGAGCUGUCCUGGUCAGUGGCCUGUGUGGGCUCAGCGGGAGCCACUCUUAUUUUCGGAGGUUUCCUCUUCAUCAUCCUCUCUCUUCCUUUCAGCCCCUGGCAGAAAUGCUUGCCACACAAGAAUAGCACCACCUAGCACUCGGAGGCUGAAACGUAUGCAGUAUUCUUGAUUUUUUUCUUGAGAGUAAGUUAAGUAUAAAAGUUCCUGAGGGCUGCAACAUUGAGAGUGCUCUUGGCAUUUCAUUUGCCAGAGAAGUCAUAAGAGGUCUUAAUCAAACAUUUGAAGAAAAGUCAUAGCAACAAUGAGGAAGACCCCUUGAGUUAGGUAAAAAAAAUUGGUGGUGUUUUUAUUUUUAAUUUUGAAUUAUUAUUGUUUUAAAGUUAAAAACAAUUGGAGGGUUUGACAGGGCUAUACAAAUGACUAUUUAAUUGUUUUAAGAUCUAUGGUUUGCUUACUUCAACAACAGUCUAACAAAUCUUUCUGCUGGCAUAAGUAGAAUGUUUUUUUUUUUAAUGUUGAAACACUUAUUAUAGAACUUUUUGCAAUCUCUUGAUUAUGAAAUCCCAUUUCUGCCAAAAAAGAAAACCUGAAAGCUUAGUUACAAAUCUUUCAAAUUAAAUGACCACAUAUGAUGUUUGUCCAUGCCCUCCAGAACAUGACACUGUUGCAGCGUUUUUCGGAUGAAUCCACUGGAUGAAACAAUUUGUCUGUGUCUGUUUAAACUGUAAUCAAUCACAGUUGAAGGACUAAUCUGUUUUAUGAAACAGACAAAGUUUUCCUUGUAAAAAAAAGUCUGAUGGUAUGGUUGACCCAUCCAUCCACUCCAACCUCUUGUUGCUGUACGACACUCAUCUAACUUCCUCUGCUGCUCCCGUCAUAACUACCAUGACUGCUGGAGGACUUUGUAUUUAUUUUCUUAUCAUGCACAACCUUUUUUUUUUUCCUGGCAGAAAUGGCCUUCCAUAGCUAAGAAUUCCUAUGCACCAUCAGGAUGCAUCACCAUCAGUGUGGCAAAACAAAACCACACAUAACAUUUUUGAUGAUAUUAAUAAUCAGUAUGGAGGAUUACUUUCAAAUAACUUGUCAUACCCUCUACAUUUUAAUAUGUCAGUAGAGUGUCAUCAAUAUUCUAAGUUCUACACCCCUUUUUUUUAAAAACUCUUAAUAUUUGAUAAACAAGAGGCUUUGGUUGUCAUUAUUUAUUGGUUGUGUGUUUUACAACUAUUGGGUGAAUGCUGCUUCAGUAUGCGAAUCUAAGAUGAAUGAAAUCAAUCGUGAGAAGAGAUUAAAAUACCAUUUUGUAUAUCAGAGAAUUGUAUGGAAUCACUUAAUAAGCUCAACUCUGUACAUAAAAUUAAUGUUUAUUUUUGUGAAUGGUCUCUGUCUGUUCAGUUGCAUCAGUCAGUUAAUCUGCAAUGUCUGAAGUGGAUACACUUUAUUUGUGUCAUGUGCUCAACUUCUCUCCAACGAGAAAUGCUAUUUUACAGAAUAUGCACUGUGCUUAGUUCUUUUCACGUGUAUGUACAAUAUGUCACACUAGUUCUACUGUUCAUUAAAGGGAUUUGACAUACAAUAA